Messenger RNA from Ophidiomyces ophidiicola, 3312 nucleotides. RefSeq lists its product as uncharacterized. NCBI's taxonomy places the organism in Eukaryota, Fungi, Ascomycota, Eurotiomycetes, Onygenales, Onygenaceae. The transcript is spliced from 4 exons. Gene Ontology annotation, biological process: regulation of Rab protein signal transduction. Gene Ontology annotation, cellular component: cytoplasmic vesicle. Bases 1 to 3312 code for a protein of 1103 amino acids. The record is from RefSeq and is a predicted model, not a curated record.
AUGGCCCCCCUCGCCACCGCCGCCGUCGACCCGCACUCCGCGCCCCUCGCCGACUUCUUCUGGAUCGCCGGCGUCGACGGCUCCGAGAUCAUCGACAUCUUCCGCAAGCUGGGCGACGAGUACUCCUCCCCGUCCCUGCCCAUCGCCGACACCAUUGAGGAAGAUGCCGCCGCCGAGGAGGCCGAGCACGCUGCCCGCCGUGCCCUGCCGCCCGACGCCCACCGCCUGUCCUUCCAGUCCUUCGCCGCCGCUGACACCUCCCCCGAUACCAACGGCACCACCCACAGCAACCGCAGCAGCAUGACCAUCAAGCCCGCCGCCCCCAACCGCGUCGCCCUGCUCAACGACGUCGACUUCGACAACGCCCUGCGCAAAUUCGCCGCCGAGCGCGACUCCUUCCUGUCCGACCUGAACCUCAGCGCCGGCGCCGUCGUCACCCCCAAGCCUGCCCGGCCCCGCCCGCGCACCCAGAAGAUCGUGCCCGAAGACAUGAGCCCCAACCCCCUGAAGUCCAGCAUCGGCAGCGUGCGACGGCACAUGUCCUUCCGCGACAUGACCAGCCUGAAGCGCCAGCCGUCCCUGGCCCGUCAAGGUGAGUACUCCUACGCCCAGGUCUGCAGACGUGGCGGGCUAACGCUCACUGUCCCUCCUCCUCCUCCUCCAGCGUCCAUUCGCACCUCCCGCCGCCUGAGCAACUACAAUUCCGUCAUCCCCACCCCCCAGCCCCUGGAGGUCACCCCCAACAUGCACCCGCUCAAGCGCCGCUUCGAGCCCGUCCUCCUCGACCGCUACCCCCCCAAGGGCGCCCCCGACGAGGGCCAGCGCCGCGGCAAGUUCCCCGACUACGUGCCCAUGUUCGCCUUCCCCAAUGAUAUCAACAUCGUCUCGUCCGACCAGCGCCCGCGAUCCACCUGGCACGGCUUCGCCAUGACCGGCGGCGACGGCUCGAAGCUGCACGGCGUGUGUGUCGUCAUCUGGAUCCCGCUCAGCAACCGCGCCGCCGAGGAGCUCGAGAAGCGCUGCGAGGAGUGGCGCCGCGACAACAUGACCGAGGAGGAGCGCGAGCUGGCCGCCAGCCUGGGCGAGCGCCUCGGCUCCGAGCGCGCAAAGCUCUCGCGCCUGCUCGCCCAGCUGCCCACCGUGCCCUCCGGCUCGGCCGCCCGCGACCAGCUCGAGGACGAAAUCAGCGCCGUCGAGGAGAAGAUCGGCCUCAUGGCCGACCUCCUGCGGCCCGUGCGUCACGGCGCCGCCUCCAAGAUCGACGGCCUGACCGACGGCGACACCGGCUUCUGGAUCCCCCGGGCCUACGGCAUCAUGGGCCGCGAUGCCUCCAUGACCACCUUCUGGAAGGAGUGGCUGCGCGCCAUCACCGUGCCCAUGAUGGACGGCGCCGUGUCAAGGGUUCCGCCGACCUCGCCGCGAGUCGGCCGCUGGCAGCCGCUGGAGCGAUAUGUCGUGAAUCUGUGCGUCGAGGCCUUUAGCCCGCUGUCGUCCAAGACUCAGGUCGAGAUCUCGGUUCGAGAGCUGCGCCUGUUUGCUCGCAAGGAGGCCGCGAAUGAGCUGCCCAGUGCCCGCAAUUACCUACUCGCCGAAUCCCGCAUCAUCCUCCUCUCGUCCCAUACUGCGAUGCUGAAUCUUGUCAGCAGAGCCAUCACAGAACUCCUUUUCCCGUUCCAAUGGACCGGCGUGUUCAUUCCUAUUCUCCCCGCCCGCCUCCUGCAAGCCGUAGAAGCACCAUGCCCGUAUAUCGUCGGCGUGGAGCGCCGAUAUGAAAAUUUGGAGCUGCCCUCCGACGACUUCGUUCUUGUCGACCUCGACCAGGAUGUCAUCGAGAGCACUCAAAGACCCACCCCGCUGCCUCGCCAUCAACGCCGGAAAUUGCAGUCUCUCCUCCAACUCGCCGCUCCGCUGUACCGGUUCGGUGUGCGGCCUGGCCCGCCCGCCUACGCCAUUGAAACGUACCCCUUUGACGCCAUGGGCGCCGAAACCCCAUCCCUCUAUUCCCCCAAGGCGCCUCCCACCCACCUCUCAAAAUACGUCAACUUGAGCUCCGGCUCCUUCGGCCAAGACGCAUACGUUGCGCCGCCGCCGCCCGUUUUCAACGUCUUUUCAAUCGCCCAUACCGACCUGGCGUACUCCCGCGGCAACGAUCGGCCGACCACCAGCUCGCGCUCAAAGGCCAGCACGCCGCCGUCUCCCCGGACGUCGCCCACGUCGAGCAAAUUCCCGCCGCUGCCGACGACGCCGGUGUCCCGAAACGACUCCGGGUUCGCCCUGCAAGCGUCCCUUCGCGAGAAGCGCUCGGCGCAUUUCGACACCGCCUCCCGACGAAGCUCGUCCAUGGCCGUCGAUCGACGACCCGGCGUCUCGCGACGGCCCAGCGUGCCCUUCCUCGGCCACUCGUACAACCUGUCCGUGUCGACGACGGGCAACGAGUACAACGCCUCGGUGUACGCGCCGUCCGUGUACGCGCAGUCGACCAUCGCGGCGUCGACAAUCAUGCCGCACGCGUUCCCGCAGCCGAUGCGCAACCCGGUGGGCAGCACGCUGGUCGAGGCGCACUGCCUGCAGCUACAGCAGCAGCAGCAGGUCGACGCGGCGGGCGUGUGCACGAUCUGCGACGAGAAGGCCGAGGACGCCAUGUACCGGUGCUCGGGCUGCAAGCUGGUGGUGCACGGCCGGUGCGCGGCGCACAUCUGCCUGCCGUGCGGCGUGGCGUUCCACCCCAACCAGAUCCGCGCGGCGUUCGUGCGCUGCUUCGCCAGCCUGCUGUACACGUACAAGAAGUUCAUGCGCCCCGCCACCGGCGAUAAGAAGAAGGCCGGCCUGACCAAUAGUUUCCAUAUGGAUGCGUUUCUGAAGAGCUUGCCGCAUGAGCAUGCGGAGUACAUGGCCGUGCUGCAGCAGACGCAGGGCUUCAACGAGUUCAUCGGCGAGCGCGAGCGCGUGGACCCCAAGGCCAAGGACCCGCGCAUCGUGCUGUUCGACGAGAUCAUCCUGUCGAAGCGCAACCGCGGGCGGUCGUCGAUCUUCUCGGGCCGCAUGACCACCGACUUCCUGUCCGACACGUCCAACCACCUGUGGCGGUCGGCCAGCGCGUCGCCGUUCGCCGCCCAUGGCCGCCGCGAGAUCUCCGUCUCGGGCGACUGGAAGAGUAUUGUGACGAGAGUGCCGGCGAAGCUGGACCCGAAUUAUAUGAAAGAGCCGCGCAUGAUCCAGGGCGUGCCGCGCAUCCCGAAAGCGCCGGAUAAUUCGAAGCGCAAGCCCGUGCCGCGCAUCGGCGUGGUGGGUGUGGGCAUGGGCAUGGGGUGA